This is a messenger RNA of Mizuhopecten yessoensis (Yesso scallop), 2508 nucleotides long. Its product is annotated as xenotropic and polytropic retrovirus receptor 1-like. The transcript has 14 exons. The coding region runs from base 195 to 1808 and encodes 537 amino acids. Gene Ontology annotation, cellular component: Golgi apparatus; cytoplasm; plasma membrane. NCBI's taxonomy places the organism in Eukaryota, Metazoa, Mollusca, Bivalvia, Pectinida, Pectinidae. Gene Ontology annotation, biological process: phosphate ion transport; cellular response to phosphate starvation. Gene Ontology annotation, molecular function: inositol hexakisphosphate binding. The record is from RefSeq and is a predicted model, not a curated record.
UUUUCCCACAAUCGGUGACGUAGUACGCGGACAGUCACAAUUACUGUCUGUGUUUUACUAGAAAGCAAGGAAGAUACCCUUUGUUCCAUUGCAUUGGGUACAGUUGCCGAAAUGUUGGACUGGGACUGUUGACUCUAUACAUUGUUGAUUUUACAGCUCUACUUAAUAUUAACUGCUGAAGAAAGCGUACGAAAAUGAAGUUUGCGGAACAUCUGGGAGCACAUAUUACUCCUGAGUGGCGGAAGCAGUACAUUCAGUAUGAGGCGAUGAAGGAAAUGCUGUACGAGGCAGUGGAGCAGUCACCGUCCGCCGAAGUAACUGACCAGACCAUCAUACAGAGAUUCCUAGCCAGAUUUGAUGAGAGGCUUUUCCAGUUUUGCGACAAAGAAUUGGCUAAAAUCAACACAUUUUUCUACGAAAAAAUUUCCGAGGCCAACCGAAAGUAUGCGAGUCUAAAGGCUGAGAUGGAGACAUACCAUGAGCAUGCUCAUAAACCGUCGACAGUAGGUCUGCGUCAGAGACGUGCCAGUGUGAAAACUCUGUUCAAGGAUAAAGAGAUUAGUGGUGUGGCCCACACACGCAAGCUGCACGACCUCAAACUGGCCUUCAGUGAGUUCUACCUCUCACUUAUCCUCCUACAGAACUACCAAACGCUCAACUUUACAGGCUUCAGGAAGAUCCUCAAAAAACAUGACAAGUUGAUGUCAACUCAGAGGGGAAUGGAGUGGAGACAAGCUCACGUGGAUGCUGCACCCUUCUACACCAACAAAGAGGUAGACCACCUCAUCACAGAGACCGAGAUAUCUAAUUAUAGAGUGUGGCUCCUCACAGUGCUGAAGCGAAUUUUUCUGGCACCAUUUUACAAAGUUGGAUUUGCAGACUUCUGGCUGGCUGACCAGCUCAACAGCCUAUCUACAGUUCUUCUGGACUUUGAAUUUCUCAUAUGUUUUUAUGCAUUUGAGGUCGACUGGCUCUCAAAUAUAUCUCCUGGAGUGUGUACUAUGAAUAAGUAUGGCAUCCGUGCUGUUGUCAGCUGUCUCCCUGCCUGGUUCCGAUUUGCACAGUGUCUCCGUCGUUAUCGUGACACCAAGCUUGCCUUCCCUCAUCUGGUGAACGCUGGGAAAUAUUCAACGACAUUUUUCUCAACAAUUUUUUCCACACUGUACAAAGUGCAAAUUGAACUGUAUGGGGAAGAGCAGCGCCAGAACAAUGUGUUUUUUUACCUGUGGAUUUCGGCAGCGGUCAUCAGCACCUGUUACACACUUACCUGGGACAUUAAGAUGGACUGGGGUCUACUGGACCAUAGUGCUGGGGAGAACACUUUCCUGCGGGAGGAGAUAGUGUAUGCCUACAAGGCUUACUAUUAUUUUGCGAUGGUGGAAGACUUUGUGCUGAGGUUUGCCUGGACAUUAACUGUGUCUAUAGGAGAGGGAGGAUACUUCCCUGGGGAGGCCCUCAAGACAUUGCUGGCUUCAUUAGAAGUAUUUAGACGAUUUGUGUGGAACUUUUUCCGGUUGGAAAAUGAACACUUGAACAACUGUGGUCAGUUCCGUGCGGUACGUGACAUCUCCAUCGCACCCAUUGAUUCCAAUGAUCAGACUCAGCUGGAGGACAUGAUGGAUCAGGAAGACGGCGCCUACACCUGUCGUUCUGAGCGUAAACGACUCAUGGGCAAUAAACAUCGGGCUUCAAUAUCAUCAAGUCGUCGCAGCCCCCCUAUGAGGAGCUCUAAAAAGGACAAGGGAGCACUCUGGGUAUUUGGUGAUGAGACCAUGGAGAAGAUCCCUUGGAAAUACAAGGGGGUGUGAUACCUUAUGAAAGGUCCAAGGAAAUACAAGGUGGUGUGAUACCUUAUUGGAAAGAGAGGUGGUACUUCAUUGAUGACCCAUGGAGGAGAACAACAAAAGGGGAGUAACUGUACCAAAUCCUGUCCCAAAAUUAUAUUUUAACAUAGCCAGAAAGGAGAAAAUCCUUAUCCUGUGAUGUCAGAAUGAUCUUGUUCACUGGAGACCUUCUAGAUACCUUGUGAUGUCAGAAUGAUCUUGUUCUGUAUAGAUCUUACCAGAAUGGACCAGAUCUUAGGAUACCAUGUGAUGUCCAGCAUAUCCGUGUAUAUAAUUAAGAAUGUUUGAUGUUCUUAAUUGUUCUAGUGUUCAGCUAAACAGAUAAAUUGUAUGUCAUCUUGUCAUUUUAUAUUUUUGUACUUACCCUAGAGAUUGAUAAGACGAUGACUGGUAGAAGAAAUGAUCCUUUAUUUGUUGAUUAUUAGAGAUAUUCAUGAAGCCAUAUGUAGUGUUUUAGAUGUCUAUACAUGGAUAUGUAUACAUUUGUAACUUGUACUUAUUUUGUAUACACUAAUGGAAGUUAUGUUCUGUUUCAUCUUGUACAUGUAUAACUAUCCAUUCCAUAGGAUUAAUAGAAUUAUACACGGAGAUAUAAUGCACAGGGACUUGUGUGUUAUAAAUUACACAUUGAUGUUUAAGGCAUAAUUUAUAUCGGUGUAAACAU